AUGAAGGUCGUUGCCAUACUUGCCGGUGCCUUUGGCCUGGCCAGCGCCCACAUGGAGUUGAAGAACCCCCCGGCUUUCCGCUCUAGCUACAACCCCAACACGGGCGGCGACGUUGACUACGACAUCCGGUCCCCUCUCGAGGCCAGCGGCAGCAACUUCCCCUGCAAGGGCUAUCACAAGCUUCUCGGCACGCCCAAGGGAAAGUCUGUCGCGACAUGGAGUCCCGGCGGCACCUACAGCAUGACCAUCACGGGCAACACGCCGCACAAGGGCGGCAGCUGCCAGGCGUCUCUCUCCUUCGACAAGGGCGCAUCGUUCAAGGUCAUUCACUCAUACAUUGGCAACUGCCCUGUCAUGGGCGACUCGAGCUACUCGUUCACUCUCCCCAACGACACGCCCGCCGGCGAGGCGCUCUUCGCCUGGACGUGGUUCAACUGGGAGGGCAACCGCGAGAUGUACAUGAACUGCGCGGCCAUCACUGUCAAGGCCGGCGGCAAGAAGCGCGGUGCAUCGGACCCCAUCUCUAGUCGGCCCAACAUGUUCGUUGCCAACGUGGGCAACGGAGUCUGCACCUACGAGGGAGUUGACGUCGAGUUCCCCCAGCCCGGGCCGGAUGUCACGCGCAACUCGAAGAAGUCUAAGCCGCCUGGCAAGGGCUCCUGCGGCUGGGGCGGUGCCGCCUAA
This is a messenger RNA of Purpureocillium lilacinum, 684 nucleotides long. RefSeq lists its product as uncharacterized. NCBI's taxonomy places the organism in Eukaryota, Fungi, Ascomycota, Sordariomycetes, Hypocreales, Ophiocordycipitaceae. The record is from RefSeq and is a predicted model, not a curated record.